Eucalyptus grandis is the source of this 492-nucleotide messenger RNA. RefSeq names its product F-box protein At1g30790-like. Gene Ontology annotation, molecular function: protein binding; ubiquitin-protein transferase activity. The transcript is spliced from 2 exons. The coding region runs from base 1 to 492 and encodes 163 amino acids. The record is from RefSeq and is a predicted model, not a curated record. Gene Ontology annotation, biological process: SCF-dependent proteasomal ubiquitin-dependent protein catabolic process. NCBI's taxonomy places the organism in Eukaryota, Viridiplantae, Streptophyta, Magnoliopsida, Myrtales, Myrtaceae.
AUGAGUUCCUCCGGCUCCGACGACGACGGCGGCCCGAAGCUCCCUAACGACGUCGCCGUUGAGAUCCUGAAGCGGUUGCCGGCGAGAUCUCUCUUCCGGUUCAGGUGUGUCUGCCGGUCAUGGCGUUCCACCAUCGACGACUCUCGUUUCGUGGCCCUCCACUGGAGCCACUCCGCUCUCGACACCUCCAGCCGGUAUCUCGUGUGUCUAGACCUUGGCGACGAUGCUGUCCAGAGCCCGUGCUCUCUGUUUCUCAACGAGUCUCUCACCCUGCCUCCUUCCCCGCGCGAAUCGAAAUCCCGUUUGCUGCUCCCAGCGACCGUUACGGCUUCGUCGGUUCGUGUAAUGGUGUUCGCCGUUGGAGCUUCUGGAACAGAAAGCGUCGCGACAGAAAGCCUCGAGUCAAGAUUUACUCACUCAGUACAGAUUCCUGGAGAACUGUGGAAUGUGAGGUCCCGGCUCUCUCCUACAGUAAUAGAGCGGUCUUCUUGA